Messenger RNA from Olea europaea var. sylvestris, 1571 nucleotides. RefSeq names its product 3-ketoacyl-CoA synthase 11. NCBI's taxonomy places the organism in Eukaryota, Viridiplantae, Streptophyta, Magnoliopsida, Lamiales, Oleaceae. Bases 45 to 1211 code for a protein of 388 amino acids. The transcript has a single exon. Gene Ontology annotation, biological process: fatty acid biosynthetic process. The record is from RefSeq and is a predicted model, not a curated record. Gene Ontology annotation, molecular function: acyltransferase activity, transferring groups other than amino-acyl groups. Gene Ontology annotation, cellular component: membrane.
GUUAUAAGCCUGAUGAUGACAGGAAAUGCACUAGGCAGAUUUUCAUGGAAAAGUCAAAGUUGACAGGUUGUUUUACCAAGGAAAAUCUUGAGUUCCAAAGGAAAAUUCUUGAGAGAUCGGGACUUGGUGAGUCGACUUAUCUCCCUGAGGCUGUAUUAAGGGUGCCACCGAAUCCGUGCAUGGCGGAAGCAAGAAAAGAGGCAGAAGCUGUAAUGUUUGGUGCCAUUGAUGAACUUCUUGCAAAAACUUCUCUGAAGCCAAAGGACAUUGGGAUUUUGAUUGUGAAUUGCAGCCUGUUUAAUCCUACUCCUUCUUUAUCUGCUAUGGUUAUUAACCAUUACAAAUUGAGGGGAAACAUAAUUAGUUACAAUUUAGGUGGAAUGGGUUGUAGUGCUGGUUUGAUCUCAAUUGAUCUUGCUAAAAAUCUCCUACAGGUUCAUCCCAAUACUUACGCUUUGGUAGUCAGUAUGGAGAAUAUUACCCUGAAUUGGUAUUUUGGGAAUGAGAGGUCAAUGCUCGUUUCAAAUUGCCUGUUUCGAAUGGGAGGGGCUGCAAUUUUGCUCUCUAACAGAGGAUCGGACCGUUGGCGAUCCAAGUACAGAUUGGUGCACACUGUCAGAACCAACAAAGGCGCUGAUGACAAAUGCUUUUCUUGUGUUACACAAAUGGAGGAUUCCGACGGGAAAAUUGGAGUCGCUCUGUCGAAGGAUUUGAUGGCGGUGGCCGGUGAUGCUUUGAAGACGAACAUUACGACCUUGGGUCCUCUCGUGCUUCCGAUGUCCGAGCAGUUGCUUUUCUUUGCAACAUUGGUCGCAAGAAAGCUGUUUAGAAGGAAGCUCAAGCCUUACAUCCCAGAUUUUAAAUUAGCUUUUGAGCAUUUUUGCAUUCAUGCUGGUGGAAGAGCUGUGUUGGAUGAAUUGGAAAAAAAUCUACAGCUAUCCAAUUGGCACAUGGAACCUUCUCGAAUGACUCUAUAUCGAUUUGGCAACACCUCGAGCAGCUCUCUUUGGUAUGAAUUGGCAUAUUCUGAAGCCAAAGGGAGGAUUAAGAGGGGAGACAGGACCUGGCAAAUUGCCUUUGGAUCUGGGUUCAAGUGUAAUAGUGCAGUGUGGAAAGCUCUUAGGACCAUAAAUCCGGCAAAGGAGAAAAACCCAUGGAUUGAUGAAAUCGACCAAUUCCCUGUGGAGGUUCCAAAAGUCUCGACUAUCUAAUACGUCGUGCCAGAGCUUUCCCUUUUCAGUAGCCACAUUUUGGUAUGAUUUACGAGUAACGAAUAGUUAGUUCUCUUAUUUGUUCGACAUGCAUUUGGCUUAUCAGGCUUUUAUAAGCAUUUCUGAAUGCAAAAUGCACUUGAAUCGUGGAGUUUCUAGUUCCCCAUUUGGAAGCUAGUCAGUUACUGAAUUAAAUUUGUUGUCAUUCCAAUAGGCAGUAGCCAUUCUUUUUUUCCAAAGAAAAAAAAUGAGGGAUGUGUUUGACCUUGGAUCAUAUUUGAUGCUGGAUGUGUGUUAAAUGAUCUCACUGCAAGUUUCUAAUUAGUAUUUAUUGAAGAAUGUCUAUUGGGUUAUUCACUA